UGGCUGAGAUAUGGCUCCGCCUACUCCCACGUUGAGCUCCUCAGGAAAGCGAAGAGUGAGAGCGACUACGCGCGCGCGUGGUCGGGCCUCGCCUCAGCCGACCAUGGCGCCCAGUGGCAAUUUAAUGGGGGCAGCCGAAGACCUGGCUGAUCAGUUCUUACGUGUGACAAAGCACUACCUACCUCACCUGGCUCACCUAUGCCUGAUCAGCACCUUUUUGGAGGAUGGCAUCAGGAUGUGGUUUCAGUGGAAUGAGCAGCGGGACUACAUCAACAUGUCAUGGGGAAGUGGUGCACUCUUAGCCACUCUUUUUGUAUUAAUCAACAUGUGUGGGCAGCUGGCUGGGUGCGUGCUUGUCCUAGCCAGAAAGUUUGUCCCUUAUGCAUGCUUUGGCCUGUUUGGAAUCAUUUUCAUGCAGACAAUUGCCUACAGUAUUUUAUGGGACCUCAAGUUCUUGAUGAGGAAUUUGGCUCUUGGGGGUGGACUGCUCCUGCUACUUGCAGAAUCUCGUUCUGAGGGGAAGUCCAUGUUUGCUGGAGUUCCUACCAUGGAUGACAUCUCACCGCGGCAGUACAUGCAGCUUGGUGGCCGGUUGCUCCUGGUUCUCAUGUUCAUGACACUCUUGCACUUUGAACUUGGUGCCUUCACUAUCUUCCAGGACAUCUUUGGCAUGGCUCUCAUCAUAUUGGUAGCCAUUGGCUUCAAGACCAAGCUUGCUGCUCUUACCCUGGUUAUCUGGCUGUUUAUCGUCAACCUGAUCCAGAAUGCCUUUUGGAACAUCCCCACUUACAGGCCCCUCCAUGAUUUCCUCAAAUACGACUUUUUCCAGACCAUGUCUGUCAUUGGUGGCCUGCUGCUUGUUGUGGCAUUGGGACCUGGGGGGGUUUCCAUGGACGAGCACAAGAAAAAGUGGUGAAGAUGGUGGUGAAGAUGGACUCUAAACAGGGUUCAGUGUGUGGACGUGGGUGGGUGGAAGGGAAAGGGAGGGUUGAGAGAAGGAGGAGGGGGAUAAAGUAUAGCUUUUACAGACCUGUGUAGAAUUUUCUUCUCCCUUGAUUGAUUCUCUUGAGGUUUAUCGUAGUUGCCUUAUCAGGAUAGGAGAGCCUUUGCAUUCUAUCCUGUUUGAGACAUGUAAAUUAAAGUCAAAUUAUAUAUAUAUGUAUGUAUAUUGAUUUGCUGAACCUUCAUAUCCUUUGAGAUCCCUUCUCGGGCACUGUGACAUUUUGGCUUAUGAUGUAAGAGGCCAGGAUUAAAACAGUAGAGUGGGGGAAGGCAUUCUAGAUCCUUUGGCCUUGUCCAUUCCACUCCUGUGCUAUGCUUUUGAGGUACUCUCUUCCUCAAAUGUGCUUUGCCUAGCGCGACCUUUCCCAACCAGUGUGCCUCCAGAUGUUGUUGGACCACAACUCCCAUCAGCCUCAGCCAGCAUUGCCAAUGGUCAGGAAAGAUGGGAAUUGUGGUCCAACAACAUCUGGAGGCACACUGGUUGGGAAAGGCUGGUAGUGUGUAAAAUUGAGGACUGUGUUGGGUUUCUCAGGUACACCACAUAUAUUUGUGAUUAUAAAAUAUUUUCCCUUCCUGUUUGUCCUAUAGCCCACCAUACACCUCUUACAUGGGGUGUACACAUGGUGCAGUUUCUGCCCCUCCCUGUUGCCAAGCCUUCUCCUCCUCAGAGCAACUUGACCAGAGGAAGCAUGAAUUGCCCUGGCACUAACACAGUGGCUCAACCUCCUGACACCUGGACGUGAUCCUGAAUUUUGGAAGAAUCUAGGAGGGAAGAAUUGCUUUAAAGACAGAAAGCACCUUCCAGGAUGUUCUGCAAGACCAAGUGUCCAACUUUAGGGCAGAAGAGGAGAAGCAAUGGAUUUAAAUUGGGCUGGGGAGCUUUUUUUGGGCUGAGGCAUUAACGCAGUGGAAAGCUCUCAAGGGCUGCAUUCUAGUAGUGGACAAGUCCAAACCCACACAGAAUCAGACACUCACAAUAAAGGCUAUUUUCCAUGAGAAUAGAGGGGUAUAUUUAAGUCUUAGUAACUCUGCUCAAACUUCACCUUCCAUUUCCUAGGCUUUUUCUUUUUUUUACAAAAUCUGUAGGAAAAAAAGCUCUUGAGUGUGCAAAAGGCGCAAAAAGAGCUUGAUAAUUCCAGCAGAAGAAGAAUGCAAGUGAUGUCACUACACAUCUGAACCAACAAACCCUGCCUGACUAUUCAGCCUCAAACUUCAAAAUGCAUAGACAAUGUUGUGCAUAUUAGCAAGGAACAGAAGCUGAGCCUUGCCUCUGCUGAAAUAUUUUCCCCUCUGCUUUGCUGAGGGAGGAAAAUACAAAAACUUUGUGUUACAAGUGUUCAAUCUUCAUGUGACUGGAGUUUUUCUAGUUUCCUACAGCAGAUCUCCCUAUGGAGGAAGGAGCUGUGGUAGCACUCUUGUCAGUGCACUUUAAUAUUGAAAUAAACUGAUUAGCCAUUCUCUUCUGAA
Molecule: messenger RNA, 2469 nt
Organism: Rhineura floridana
Lineage: Eukaryota; Metazoa; Chordata; Lepidosauria; Squamata; Rhineuridae
Product: surfeit locus protein 4-like
Exons: 6
Coding region: 11-916 (301 amino acids)
Biological process (GO): Golgi organization
Cellular component (GO): membrane; endoplasmic reticulum-Golgi intermediate compartment; endoplasmic reticulum
Source: RefSeq, a predicted model, not a curated record